Molecule: messenger RNA, 1631 nt
Organism: Spinacia oleracea (spinach)
Lineage: Eukaryota; Viridiplantae; Streptophyta; Magnoliopsida; Caryophyllales; Amaranthaceae
Product: probable xyloglucan endotransglucosylase/hydrolase protein 28
Exons: 4
Coding region: 236-1255 (339 amino acids)
Biological process (GO): cell wall biogenesis; xyloglucan metabolic process
Cellular component (GO): apoplast; cell wall
Molecular function (GO): xyloglucan:xyloglucosyl transferase activity; hydrolase activity, hydrolyzing O-glycosyl compounds
Source: RefSeq, a predicted model, not a curated record
UCACUAGACUCACUACUAGACUCACUACCACCACCCUCCACCAAUAAAACCAAUCCUCCUCUCCGUGUCUCUUUCCCACUUACCUUUUUUGCUACUUUCUCUCUCUCCUCUCACUCAUUCAUUCAUUCAUUCUUCUUCAACAUUCUUUCUCUUUUCCUCUGAAACUUGCCUGCUUCAAGAGGGUUUUGCAUCAUCUGAAAAAAGCUCCCUUUUUCUUUAUAAAAAAUAAAUAAACAUGGGAUGUUAUAGAAAUAGGUUAAUUCUAUCAUUACUGCUCAUUUUCUGCAUUUUUAAGGAGAUAAUUGCCUUUUCUGGGGUAAUUAGUGAAAAUAAGCUACCCUUAAUCUCAUUUGAUGAAGGCUAUUCCCAUCUCUUUGGAGAUGAUAAUCUGAUGGUUCUUAGAGAUGGAAAAUCUGUUCUUCUUUCUCUUAGUGAAAGAACAGGUUCUGGAUUCAUGUCACAAGACCUCUACUUACAUGGGUUUUUCAGUGCUUCAAUUAAACUGCCUGCUGAUUAUACUGCUGGGGUUGUCGUUGCAUUCUAUAUGUCUAAUGGUGAUAUGUAUGAGAGUAAUCAUGAUGAGAUCGAUUUCGAGUUCUUAGGGAAUAUCCGAGGGAAGGAAUGGAGGGUUCAAACGAAUGUGUAUGGAAACGGUAGCACGAGUGUAGGUAGAGAAGAGAGAUACACGUUGUGGUUCGACCCUUCCGAGGAAUUUCAUCGUUACAGCAUACUGUGGACUGAAGAUCAAAUCAUAUUUUAUGUGGAUGAUGUUCCCAUUAGGGAGAUAAGGAGGACAGCAGCAAUGAUACGCGAUUUCCCUUCGAAACCAAUGACAUUAUAUUCUACAAUAUGGGAUGCCUCAACCUGGGCCACCAACGGUGGCAAGUACAAAGUGGAUUAUCGGUAUGCACCUUACGUAGCUGAAUUCUCCGAUCUCGUUCUCCAUGGUUGUGCGGUUGAUCCGAUCGAACGGUCUCGAAAAUGUGACGACAUUGCCUCCGUCGACGGUUCAAUUCCAAGUGGCAUCACCCCAUUGCAAAAGAUCAAGAUGGCAAACUACAGGAAGAAAUACUUAACCUAUUCAUAUUGUUAUGACAAGUCUAGGUACAAGCUUCCUCCUAGUGAGUGUGUCCUAGACUCUAGGGAGGCGGACCGCCUAAAAAGAUUCGACCCGGUUACAUUCGGAGGAAGCAAACGCCACCGUGGGAGGCGUCACCACCGCGGUACCACUCGAAACGACAAGGCUUCGAUAUAAGUGCAUUCCCACACAUCAUUGGUAGCCACAGUUUCUCCUAUCCCCUACAUUAUUAUUUUUGGUCCAUAGAUGUUUAGAUAAUUUGUCUUAUCUUUUUGUUCACAUGAAUAUAGAAGAAAAAGGACAAAAAAAAGGUGGUAAGAGAGCGCAUAGAUAUAUUAAUGAUUAAUGGGUUAGGUAUCAAUUAAGUUUUAUCAUAAUAUCAAAUGGGUGGGUAUGUAAAUAAUUGUUACAUUUUGUUGGAUUUUGUUUGACCCAUAGGCUUAUUCAUGGAUGUUGUUCCUUUUUUAUUUUUUCUUUUAAAAGUAUUGUAAGGUCGGUCAUGUAUGUGUUUGUGAUUUCAAUAAAUAUUUAGCGCGCAAUGUGGAUUCCUUUC